This is a messenger RNA of Symbiodinium sp. CCMP2592, 5613 nucleotides long. The record is from the annotation of a GenBank genome assembly. Lineage: Eukaryota; Dinophyceae; Suessiales; Symbiodiniaceae.
AUGGUCCGCCGUGCUCAGCAUGCCCCUGAAGCGCCAAAGGAGAAGAUCAAGAUCGAGCCAUAUGUGCAAACGGCUUUGGCGCCGUGGCACUACAAGGGGCUGCGCGUGAGAAAAACGAUCCGGUGCUGCCGCAUGGUGGAGCCUCCUAAACGGGAUGAUGACUCCGCGACGGAUCCGGAGAUGCCUGAGUUGAUCCCGGUCACGCCGAAUUGGUUGUACUCACCGCGGGCUCCCAAGCUGUUCAGGGCAUCGACUUUUGAAUCUUGUGCCGGCUUGGAUGUUUCAAGUUCAAGCUUCACUGACCUUGCCGAAAAGAUGGGACAGCGCCGCAAGUUCGGACUAUUGCUAAUUGCGCUGGAUCAGGAGGAAGCCUGGGUCGCCGCCGCGCAGGUCGACCCAAAGUGGAAGUCGCGCGGGCAGACGGGGCUGUACUUUGCCGCUGCACGGCAGGCGGGCUUUGAUGUGAUGGCGGAUCCAAUCGACGCUGAGAAAAUUUGUCGAUUCCUGAUGAGUCGAAUGCGCGUGCCGGCAACAAAGAGGGAUGACUGGGGCCAAAGCCCUUUGUUCUACGCAGCUAGACAAGGACACAAAGAGCUGUGUGCAUACUUCGUCGAGAAGUUGGGCAUGAGCGUCCAUCAAGCAGACAAGUGGGGCGAGACCCCCAUGUUUUACGCGAUGGAAGCGAAAAAGACCGAGACGGUCAUAUACCUCCUCAAGCAGGGCGCGUCGCUCGGCGUCAACAACAAGGGCUUCCAGUCGCCAGAAAGCCUCGCACCGGUUGAGGUGGCUCGCGAGCUGCAGGCCCUUGUUCAGGCCCGGAUGAAGGAGUGGGCCGAGCCAUUGAAGGCCUCGUCUCGGCAGCCGCAGCCGGCAGACUCAAAGAAGCGCAAGAGACCGGAUGAGGAGCAGGAGGAGGAGGAGGAGGCUCAGGAGCAAACAUCAGCUGCGGAAGGACCUCGAGCACUUCAGGAAUGGGCAGCAAGACCUGCGAAGUUGCCGAGGAAUUGGAAGACGCAGUUGGCACGGGAGAAGCUGCAAGGCAAGCCGGAAGUCAUCGCCGAAAGCUUCACUCACAAGGUCACGCUCGUGACCACCGACGCCCUGGAAGAGGUCCGGGGCCUCGAGAAGACACUCGUGGCCGACCAGGCCGGCCUCUUCAAGAGGAAGCUGUUCGUCCGGUCGUGCAGGGCGGCCGACUUCUGCUUAGCACUGGGCGCGUACGAGAAAGAUGGACAAUUUUUCGCAGAGUAUUCGCACAUCGUCGCCAACCGUGGAAAGGAAGGCUCACUCGUGCUGGUGGCUCGGGACAAAACGACCGGGCGCACCGUAGGCUUCGUCCAUGCCGAAAAGGGCAGAAAAGAGCUGCUGAUUGGCCACCUCAAGGUGCACAAUGACCAUCAGGGCAAAGGCGUAGGAACGCUGUUGAUCCGCGCUGCCGAGGCUCAGGCGUUGACCGCAGGAUGGACUUUCGACUCCGUGGCGGUACGUGUCCUACACGUGAACUCGCCAGCGCAGCAAAAAUUUUUCCGAAUGGGUUUCGACAUCCACGACGAGCCGGCACCCGAGACGACAAUGAGCAUGCUCUCGAUGUGCGUGAAGAUGGUCCGCCGUGCUCAGCAUGCCCCUGAAGCGCCAAAGGAGAAGAUCAAGAUCGAGCCAUAUGUGCAAACGGCUUUGGCGCCGUGGCACUACAAGGGGCUGCGCGUGAGAAAAACGAUCCGGUGCUGCCGCAUGGUGGAGCCUCCUAAACGGGACGAUGACUCCGCGACGGAUCCGGAGAUGCCUGAGUUGAUCCCGGUCACGCCGAAUUGGUUGUACUCACCGCGGGCUCCCAAGCUGUGCAGGGCAUCGACUUUUGAAUUUUCUGCCGACUUGGAUGUUUCAAGUUCAAGUUUCACUGACCUUGCCGAAAAGAUGGGACAGCGCCGCAAGUUCGGACUAUUGCUAAUUGCGCUGGAUGGGGUCCUGCCAGGAAUGGGUUUCGACAUCUUCGACGAGCCGGCACCCGAGACGACGAUGAGCAUGCUCUCGAUGUGCAUCAAGAUGACCCGCCGUGCUCAGCAUGCCCCUCACGCGCCAAAGGAGAAGAUCAGGAUCGAGCCAUAUGUGCAAACGGCUUUGGCGCCAUGGCACUACAAGGGACUACAUGUGAGAAAGAUGGUGAGGUGCAGGGCAUCGACUUUUGAGCCUUCCACCGACUUGGAAGUUUCAAGUUUCACAGACCUUGCCGAAAAGAUGGGGAAGCGCCGCCAGUUCGGACUAGUGCUGAAGGCACUGGGUGAGGUCGUGCCAGGAAUGGGCAGCAAAACCCGCGAAGUUGCAAAAGAGCUGGAAGACCCAGUUGGCGCGUCGGGCCGCAUACCAAAGGGGUUCUUCCAGCGCUGUUGCAACGACGAGAGAAGCUCAGAGGCGGACCAUUUUACCCACAAGGCGACGCUGGUCACCACCGACGCCCUGGAGGAGGUCCGAGGCCUGGAAGAGACGCUCGUGGCCGACCAGGCCGGCCUCUUCAAGAAGAAGCUCUUUGUCCGGUCGUGCAGGGCGGCCGACUUCUGCUUAGCACUGGGAGCCUAUGAGAAGGAUGGCGCUACUCUGAAGCCAGUCAUGGCGACCCGAAAGACGAAGAAGGCCCCUGCUGCCUGGCUCGUGGCCGCAAGGAAGGAUGGAACGAAUCUCCAGGAGGAUGCCUGGGUCGCCGCCGCGCAGGUCGACCCAAAGUGGAAGUCGCGCGGGCAGACGGCGCUGUACUUUGCCGCUGCACGGCAGGCGGGCUUUGAUGCGAUGGCGCCGGCGGGUUGCUUUCUGAAGGUUGAGCAGGAAAUUCAGCAGAAUCAUCGGCUAGUUGUCGCGAUUACCGGGAUCAUCACGGAUGCUUCAGGCCUUGGCAACGUGAACUGGACCACCUGGGACCAAGACGCAAUCGAAGCUGAGAAAAUUUGUCGAUUCCUGAUGAGGUUCUUCGCAGCUAGACAAGGACACAUGGCGCGACUGGGAUGUGUGGACCUGCGUACUUUGAAUCAUGAAGCGUGGGGGGAAACCCCCAUGUUUUAUGCGAUGGAAGCCAAGAAGACCGAGACGGUCAUAUACCUGCUGAAGAAGGGUGCGUCGCUCGGGGUGAACAACCACAACUUCGAGUCGCCAGAGAGCCUUGCACCGGUGGAGGUGGCUCGCGAGCUGCAGGAAUGGGCGGCAAAGCCCGCGAAGUUGCCGCGGAACUGGAAGACCCAGUUGGCUCGGGAGAAGCUCAAAGGAGAGCCAAAAGUCAUCGCUGACACGUUUACACACAAGGUGACACUGGUGACCAGCGACGCCCUGGAGGAGGUCCGCCUGCUGGAAAAGACGCUCGUGGCGGACCAGGCUGUCCUGUUCAAGAAGAAGCUGUUCGUCCGGGCGUGCAGGGCGGCCGACUUCUGCUUAGCACUGGGAGCCUAUGAGAAGGAUGGCCAGUUUUUUGCUGAAUACUCUCACAUUGUCGCGAAUCGCGGCAAAGUUGGCUCUCUCGUGCUGGUGGCUCGGGACAAAAUGACCGGGCGCAUCGUAGGCUUCGUCCAUGCGGAAAAGGGCAAAAAAGAGCUGCUGAUUGGCCAUCUCAAGGUGCACAAUGACCAUCAGGGCAAAGGCGUAGGAACGCUGUUGAUCCGCGCUGCCGAGGCUCAGGCGUUGACCGCAGGAUGGACUUUCGACUCCGUGGCAGUACGUGUCCUAUACGUGAACUCGCCAGCGCAGCAGAAAUUUUUCCGAAUGGGUUUCGACAUCCACGACGAGCCGGCACCCGAGACGACAAUGAGCAUGCUCUCGAUGUGCGUGAAGAUGGUCCGCCGUGCUCAGCAUGCCCCUGAAGCGCCAAAGGAGAAGAUCAAGAUCGAGCCAUAUGUGCAAACGGCUUUGGCGCCGUGGCACUACAAGGGGCUGCGCGUGAGAAAAACGAUCCGGUGCUGCCGCAUGGUGGAGCCUCCUAAACGGGAUGAUGACUCCGCGACGGAUCCGGAGAUGCCUGAGUUGAUCCCGGUCACGCCGAAUUGGUUGUACUCACCGCGGGCUCCCAAGCUGUUCAGGGCAUCGACUUUUGAAUCUUGUGCCGGCUUGGAUGUUUCAAGUUCAAGCUUCACUGACCUUGCCGAAAAGAUGGGACAGCGCCGCAAGUUCGGACUAUUGCUAAUUGCGCUGGAUCAGGAGGAAGCCUGGGUCGCCGCCGCGCAGGUCGACCCAAAGUGGAAGUCGCGCGGGCAGACGGCGCUGUACUUUGCCGCUGCACGGCAGGCGGGCUUUGAUGUGAUGGCGGCGGCGGGUUCUACGCAGCUAGACAAGGACACAAAGAGCGACUGGGAUGCGUCUUUGGGGCUGUGUGCAUACUUCGUCGAGAAGUUGGGCAUGAGCGUCCAUCAAGCAGACAAGUGGGGCGAGACCCCCAUGUUUUACGCGAUGGAAGCGAAAAAGACCGAGACGGUCAUAUACCUCCUCAAGCAGGGCGCGUCGCUCGGCGUCAACAACAAGGGCUUCCAGUCGCCAGAAAGCCUCGCACCGGUUGAGGUGGCUCGCGAGCUGCAGGCCCUUGUUCAGGCCCGGAUGAAGGAGUGGGCCGAGCCAUUGAAGGCCUCGUCUCGGCAGCCGCAGCCGGCAGACUCAAAGAAGCGCAAGAGACCGGAUGAGGAGCAGGAGGAGGAGGAGGAGGCUCAGGAGCAAACAUCAGCUGCGGAAGGACCUCGAGCACUUCAGGAAUGGGCAGCAAGACCUGCGAAGUUGCCGAGGAAUUGGAAGACGCAGUUGGCACGGGAGAAGCUGCAAGGCAAGCCGGAAGUCAUCGCCGAAAGCUUCACUCACAAGGUCACGCUCGUGACCACCGACGCCCUGGAAGAGGUCCGGGGCCUCGAGAAGACACUCGUGGCCGACCAGGCCGGCCUCUUCAAGAGGAAGCUGUUCGUCCGGUCGUGCAGGGCGGCCGACUUCUGCUUAGCACUGGGCGCGUACGAGAAAGAUGGACAAUUUUUCGCAGAGUAUUCGCACAUCGUCGCCAACCGUGGAAAGGAAGGCUCACUCGUGCUGGUGGCUCGGGACAAAACGACCGGGCGCACCGUAGGCUUCGUCCAUGCCGAAAAGGGCAGAAAAGAGCUGCUGAUUGGCCACCUCAAGGUGCACAAUGACCAUCAGGGCAAAGGCGUAGGAACGCUGUUGAUCCGCGCUGCCGAGGCUCAGGCGUUGACCGCAGGAUGGGCUUUCGACUCCGUGGCGGUACGUGUCCUAUACGUGAACUCGCCAGCGCAGCAUAAAUUUUUCCGAAUGGGUUUCGACAUCUUCGACGAGCCGGCACCCGAGACGACAAUGAGCAUGCUCUCGAUGUGCGUGAAGAUGGUCCGCCGUGCUCAGCAUGCCCCUGAAGCGCCAAAGGAGAAGAUCAAGAUCGAGCCAUAUGUGCAAACGGCUUUGGCGCCGUGGCACUACAAGGGGCUGCGCGUGAGAAAAACGAUCCGGUGCUGCCGCAUGGUGGAGCCUCCUAAACGGGACGAUGACUCUGCGACGGAUCCGGAGAUGCCUGAGUUGAUCCCGGUCACGCCGAAUUGGUUGUACUCACCGUCUCCUGAAGAAUUUGUUGAGGUGCAGGGCAUCGACUUUUGA